Acanthoscelides obtectus is the source of this 192-nucleotide messenger RNA. NCBI's taxonomy places the organism in Eukaryota, Metazoa, Arthropoda, Insecta, Coleoptera, Chrysomelidae. The record is from the annotation of a GenBank genome assembly.
AUGCUACCGCCUAAUCAGUUAUUUUACUUGCACUUUUGUUACAAAACUUAUUGUGUUAUAUUUGCUUCAGAGAUCUUUGUUAUUGAAAACAUAUAUUUAUUUUGUACUAUACAACGCUUCUUGAUAUUAAAAUAUUUAUUCAGUCCUAGCAGUUAUUUGGUAAGUCCCAUUGCCACUGCAAUUAUUUAUUAG